Molecule: messenger RNA, 647 nt
Organism: Pistacia vera
Lineage: Eukaryota; Viridiplantae; Streptophyta; Magnoliopsida; Sapindales; Anacardiaceae
Product: mavicyanin-like
Exons: 2
Coding region: 39-551 (170 amino acids)
Cellular component (GO): plasma membrane
Molecular function (GO): electron transfer activity
Source: RefSeq, a predicted model, not a curated record
UUCUCAAGAGUCAACACCCAAAGCUUCUAUUCUUUGAAAUGGCUAAUUCUAACUUGUUCAUCAUUCUUGUCAUUUUAGCCAUUUCUCUUCCCUCCAUUUUGGCUACAGAUUACGUGGUUGGGGAUGCCACAGGUUGGACCAUGAAAUUCGAUUACCAAAAGUGGGCUGAGGGGAAGGAGUUUCGCGUUGGUGACAAACUUAUUUUCAAUUACCCACAAGGAGCACACAAUGUGAUGAGAAUAACUGAUGCAACUUCCUUCCAACAGUGUGUGAAGUCAGCUAGUGCUUCAACUUUGAGUUCAGGAAGUGAUGAAAUUAUAUUAAGUUCACCUGGAAAGAAAUGGUACAUUUGUGGAGUUGGGCAGCAUUGCGAAGCUGGAAAUCAGAAGCUAGCAAUAACAGUGCUGGCUGAAGGUGAAACUUUACCUCCAGUUUCUGCUCCUUCUCCUUCAACUACUCCUCCACCAUCCGCCGCAACUGCAAGGACUGCGUCACUUUUCUAUGGAUUCAUGGCUGUUGUGGCUGCUUUUGUUGGAAUCUUGAUGGUUUAAUUAUGUUUUUUCGUUAAUGAUAUAUAGUAUUUUGAGGAUUUGUUCUUUUCAUUGUUGCAGUUGCUGUUUGUAUAAUUUAAUUGCGAGUAUUGUUUU